AUGGCUACCGAAGGCGACUCCCCCGCGCGACCCCGCGUCUUCUUCGAUAUCUCGCUCGGCGGCAAGCCCGUCGGCCGUAUCACCAUGGAACUCUAUGCCGACCUUGUCCCCAAGACCGCUGAGAACUUCCGUGCUCUCUGCACCGGCGAGAAGGGCAUCGGCAAGUCAGGAAAGCCCCUGCACUACAAGGGCUCCAUCUUCCAUCGCGUCAUCAAGCAGUUCAUGAUCCAAGGUGGUGACUUUACUGCUGGUGAUGGCACCGGCGGAGAGUCCAUCUACGGCAACAAGUUUGACGAUGAAGCUUUCCCCAUGAAGCAUGAGAAGCCGUUCCUCUUGUCCAUGGCCAAUGCUGGUCCCAACACCAACGGCUCCCAGUUCUUCAUAACCACCGUUCCUACCCCUCACCUCGACGGCAAGCACGUCGUUUUCGGCGAGGUACUUAACGGCAAGUCCGUCGUUCGACAGAUCGAGAACCUUACCACCCAGUCCGGCGACCGUCCCGCAAAGGAGGCUCUCAUUGCCGACUGCGGCGAGCUCAAGGGUGACGCCGCCGUCGCUGCCGACGUAAAGCAGCCCGACGCCCUCGGCGACCCAUACGAGGACUUCCCCGAAGAUUGCACGGACACUCUCGAUGCCGUCGCCAUCGUCAAGAUCGCUACGGCCUGCAAGGAGUAUGGCAACACUGCCUUUAAGUCAGGCAACUAUUCUCUUGGCCUCGACAAGUACCAGAAGGGUCUGCGCUACCUUAACGAGGACCCUGAUCUUGAGAACCAACCGCAAUCAAUCAAGGAUGACCUCAAGGCUCUGCGCUUCUCCCUCAACAACAACUCGGCGCUCCUGAACAUCAAGCUAGAGGCUUGGGACGACGCUUCUCGCUCCGCUUCGGCUGCCCUGGACGUCGAAGGCGUUAAGGACGCCGACCGUGCAAAGGCUCUCUAUCGCCGUGGCCUUGCCAACAUCCGCCUCAAGGACGAGGAGGCUGCUCUGCGUGACCUGAGCGAGGCUAACACCCUUGCGCCCAACGAUAGCGCCAUCACCCGGGAGCUCAACGCCGUCCGAACCAAGGCUGCUGCUCGCGCUGCCAAGGAGAAGGCUGCCUACAAGAAGUUCUUCGCCUAA
Messenger RNA from Fusarium tjaetaba, 1119 nucleotides. Its product is annotated as peptidyl-prolyl cis-trans isomerase D. The transcript has 2 exons. Gene Ontology annotation, cellular component: intracellular membrane-bounded organelle. NCBI's taxonomy places the organism in Eukaryota, Fungi, Ascomycota, Sordariomycetes, Hypocreales, Nectriaceae. The coding region runs from base 1 to 1119 and encodes 372 amino acids. Gene Ontology annotation, biological process: protein folding; protein peptidyl-prolyl isomerization. Gene Ontology annotation, molecular function: peptidyl-prolyl cis-trans isomerase activity; protein binding. The record is from RefSeq and is a predicted model, not a curated record.